Messenger RNA from Centropristis striata (black sea bass), 2309 nucleotides. RefSeq names its product ankyrin repeat and SOCS box containing 1 (gene asb1). Gene Ontology annotation, biological process: protein ubiquitination; intracellular signal transduction. NCBI's taxonomy places the organism in Eukaryota, Metazoa, Chordata, Actinopteri, Perciformes, Serranidae. The transcript has 5 exons. The coding region runs from base 175 to 1227 and encodes 350 amino acids. Gene Ontology annotation, cellular component: ubiquitin ligase complex. Gene Ontology annotation, molecular function: protein binding. The record is from RefSeq and is a predicted model, not a curated record.
AGUCAGGAAGUUGCGCAGUGAACUCACAGACGCCACCAUCAACACAGUCAUGUUUGUGUAUUUUCAUGUGUCUUGUCUGAGUUAGACUGUUGGAGUUCCCGUGUUUUGGGGGAGCCAGCGUCGAUCAACAGCCGCGGCACGACUUCCAGGUUGACGGAGUGACAUUUGACGAGCAUGGCGGACGGUCCAGAGGCUGAUGUUGAUGACCCGCCCAGUGUCAAUUUCCCUCCGCUCAUCACUGUGUCUGAUCUGCCCAGUGCCACUGCUGCAGGCCGUAACCUAAAAGAAUGGCUCCAGGAGCAGUUCUGCGACAAACCUCUGGAGCAGGACGACAUGCGGCUGCACAAUGCAGCCUACGUUGGAGAUCUGGACACCCUGAGGAACCUGCUGCAGGAGGACGACUUCAGACGGCGUAUCAAUGAGAAGUCUGUUUGGUGCUGUGGCUGUCUGCCCUGCACCCCUUUGAGGAUCGCAGCCACCGCAGGGCACGCCGCCUGCGUGGCCUAUCUGAUCGCCCAGGGAGCCGAAGUGGACCUAGUUGAUGUAAAAGGUCAAACAGCUCUCUACGUAGCUGUGGUGAACGGUCACCUGGACUGUGUCCGGAUCCUCCUGGAAGCCGGUGCCGAUCCCAACGGGAGUCGCCACCACCGCAGCACCCCACUGUACCACGCUGCACGGGUUGGAAGGCUGGACGUACUGCAGGAGCUCAUCAGGUUCAAUGCUGAUGUAGACAUGGACCACCAGCUGGGUCCCCGGCUCCUCCUUAGUGCUCGGACCCUCAACACUCUGGUGGUGUGUCCUCUCUACAUCAGCGCUGCCUACCACCACCUGCACUGUUUCCGGCUGCUGCUCCAGGCCGGCGCUCAGCCUGAUUUUAACUACACGGGGCCAGUCUGCCAAGAGGCCCUGACCCGCGGCCUGGCCUCCUGCCUGCUGGAUGCAGUGCUGAGACACGGAUGUGAUGUGGCUUUCAUCCACCUGCUGCUGGACCACGGGGCCAACCCGGCCCUCGUGCCCUGGGACGGGUCAGAGCUAGAAGCUCCUAAUCGGAGGAAAGUUGAUCCAGAGGCACUCAGGAUCUUCCUGGAGACGAAGAGAUGCCCUCGCAGGCUGACACACCUCUGUCGCAUCAAGAUCCGCAGAACGAUGGGCAAGAGUCGGCUAAAGCACAUACCCUUGUUACCGCUACCACAACCCAUCAAAAACUUCCUGCUUCACCAAAACUGACAACAUCCACCUUCUCUUCUACUACAGAGCUCUUCCAAACCCAAACCUUUAAAAACCCCAGUCAGUCCCAACACCAAUCACUAAAUAGAGCCAUUCAAGUCAUUAAUAUUAUUUUUUCACAUAUUUUGAAGUUAACACAACACUCUUAUCUUUCUGUUAUUGUUCUAAUUUAUUGAAAUGCUUCCUAACUUAUCAGUAUCAGAAGCCUUAGUGUGUCCUGACUUGUGGAAACUGUGUGUGUAUCCCAAGUGUCUGCCUUGUGACUUCCCAAAUCACUGGGAUUUGUUCUGGUCCUGCUUCAAGUAGCACUUUUCAGCUUAAGAGCCAUAGUGAGAAUGUCAUUUGGUUUGAUCAAUGACUUGCACAUGUCAUGUAAUAAAUAUCCCACAACGGCAACAUUACCCAGAUCCAGCUCCAUGAAUUGCUCAUUUAUCUGUUUCAGGUAAACUUAGAUUUUAUCAUUUUUACCAACUCUCAGCCAGAGUGAAUGGCAAAGUGAUCAUCAAAUCUAAAUUCAUACAUUUAAAUUGUAGUAUAAAUGCUCAUUAAUGUAAAGUGCAAGAAUAAAAAGAGCCCUGUAGAUUAGAUUUGCAUUCUGAAUCUGUUUCUUUAGAUGCAUUUAGCACUUUAAAUUGUUGGCCUGUGUUUACAUUUGAUGCAGGGUGGUGAUAGAUUAUUUUUUAGCCGUAUGCCUUAAUAUUGAGUUUUGGAAAGGCCUCCAUAAUUAAUCAGAACAAAAAUACUAAAGGUAGAAUUGUAGAUUUUUAUGGACAAAAAAAUAGCAAUUUAAAGUCCUGGAUCUUAAUGGAAACACUGCUAGCAGGAAAGAAAGUUUACAUUUGUGCUCUAAUUACUAAUGUAUAUGUUACCAUUAUGUAGAAGAACUGUACUGUUUAAGCAUAUUUACAAAAAAAAUGAAUGUGAAUAAUGAAUAACUUUGUGUUUAUUGCCCAGAAAGCUGCAUUCUCUGUGAGUCUGUUGCAACUAUUGGCUUCUGUGGUAAACAUGAAAUGUCAGUGUGUUUUGCUUUGUGUGGAGUGGACUCUUCUUUGUUUGCAUCCAGUAAAUAUAUAAUACUUCUA